Messenger RNA from Neolamprologus brichardi, 5203 nucleotides. The record is from RefSeq and is a predicted model, not a curated record. NCBI's taxonomy places the organism in Eukaryota, Metazoa, Chordata, Actinopteri, Cichliformes, Cichlidae.
AGUCAAAGAACAGGAAGAAGAAUAAAGGACGAAGUUUGGCCUCGCUGAGUCGGAGGCGUGUUUCCUGCAAGGCACUGGGCAGAGGAGACUGCGAGGGUUGGCUGUGGAGAAAGAGAGAUGCAAAGGGUUACUUUUCUCAAAAAUGGAAGAAGUACUGGUUUGUUCUGAAAGACAACUGCCUGUACUGGUACAUCAAUGAAGAGGAUGAAAAAGCCGAAGGUUUUGUCAGUCUUCCAGAAUUUAAGAUCGAUCGAGCCAGUGAAUGCCGCAAGAAGUAUGCUUUCAAAGCUUGCCACCCCAAGGUCAAGAGUUUCUACUUUGCAGCAGAUGGAGUGGAUGACAUGAACAGGUGGCUGAGUCGCCUCAACAUGGCCGCUGUAGGCUAUGCAGAGCGAGAGAGGAUACGCCAGGAGCAGGAUUACUGGAGUGAAAGUGAACAUGAGGAUGACGCUGCCUCCAGCCCCAAACAGGACAGUCCCCCACCUCCAUAUGACACCUACCCACGGCCUCCAUCAAUGAGCGCCUACUUGGAAGGAGGUCGGACCACUCGGCUGUCUUCCACAGAGACGUCUCGCUCUCGCUCAUCCCAAGAGGACUUCCUUUGUGGCGAGCCCCCUGCUGCAGCUGCAGAGCCGCAGUACCACCCUGGUCCUCUUGGGGGAGGCACCACACACAGUGGCAGAAAAGCAGGGGGCAGCAACAGCAGCGACGUACAGUACAGAUGUGAUCCUGUAGAGUACCGCUCCAGUCCUGCUGGGGGCAGUAGUGAGACAGGGUCCCCGGGCCGCUCUUCAUCGUCGCAGAGGCGCUCUUGGCAGGACCUGAUUGAGACGCCAUUGACCGAGGCUGGACUGCACUACCUUCAAACUGGACCACUUGAGGACGCCGUCUUUGCUGAGCCAGGUGGUGGCUCAAUGAUGGCCGGAGCCGUUUACACUCUUCCUGCUCCGAGGAAUGUCCCGUUGCCCAUGGCAAUGCAGAGGCUGAUUCCUAUGGCAACCCAGGGAGGGAAACCCCGCAGCUUCACACUGCCACGAGACAGCAACCUCCACACGCUCCUCGCACCGCCUGCAAAAGAAGAACAGCAAACACACAACGGUGGCAGUGAAGGUGCCUCGCUGGGCGACCUGUUUCGUGCGUGCGAGCAGGGUGGGGUCUGUCCUCUGGGUCGGGGGUCGGAGUCCAAAGGUCAGUCAGAGUUCAGGCAGUCAUUUCUCCGAAGGGCCGCUGACCCUCAUCUCAACGAGCGCCUGCACCGCCUCCGCAUACUGACCUCCACGUUGAAGGACAGGGAGGGGGAACUAGCGCUGAUUGACAGGCUGCUGGCCAAACCCCAGCUGUCGUCGGCAGAGUUCCAGGAGUGGAAGAGAGCCUAUCAGGAGCUGUUCACUCAGGAGCCGAACUCGGCCGCCGAAUCAGAUCCUGGCCCGCCCCUCACCCCGUCGCUCUCUCACACGCACUCCUACAUUGAGACGCACGUCUGACGCGAAAAGCAAAAGCAACACACACGCUUAAAUUGCUCUCAUCAGCUGAUUUUGGAUUGAGUUGAACAAAUUGCAGUUGAUGCUUUGAGGCAUCAGAGCUGCGAUCGGAGAAAUCUUAGUGACGAACUGAGUCGAGAGGCGAGAGUAGAGAUGCGCUUUGAGCAGCCGCCGUGUGACAAGUGCAACAUGACGUGUUUUUGCGGAGACCCUUGUGUCACAUCAGUCUUCGAGCUGAUUGGCCAUGCCACUCCAGAUGGCUCGAGGGUGGACACUGACACUGAUUCUUGAGUAUUAUAUGUUAGCUUUUGUGCUGCGUACCUGAAAUACUCUCCAUGGAAAACCAUAUAAAGAAGGAUCUUCAUCACCUUCAUACAGACUUCUCAUCCAGUGGGAUUACAGAGUUGUAUCUUUCUCCAUCUUGCUUAUUGUGCCAUUUUCAUACUGACUGCACAGUGUCUCAUAGACGCUCUAAUAGCCACAUACGUUGUAUUCUUUCAAGCCUUAUACUUGAUGUCUAUGAUGAUAUUUACUGUACAGUGAGUGCUACAGUAGACAACAAUAAGCAAAGGUCUUUUUUUAAAAACAAAACAAAACACUAGUCUCAGUUUCUAUCUAGUUUUAGAGACUUUUGUUUGUGCUGGUUUGGUAGAUUCGUGUACUGUGCUGGGCUGGACCUGAAGCAUGCACACUCCUCCUGGAAUAGGACCCAUUUGAAGGAAAAAUCCACCCUCAAAUGCUUUUCUAGCAAUGCAUCAGGCAUCACAUGGUGUAGUUAGGAGCCCAUUAUCUGCUGUUGCUUUAUUAUUGAACUUCAGUUCACACUCCAGAAACACAGUAUGCCUUUCACAAACUGCCAUUUACUGCUUUAUAACUCCGCAUAUGCACAUUAAAGCAGUGUGGUUUUUACAUUUGGAAAAAUAGAACACUACAUGCAGUUAAAUCUGUUGUACAGACAUAUACAGGCAUAGAUAGAGAACAACAGUUAUUCUUGUUGCUUUGAGAAUAAAAGCUUGCAAUGAUCAAGGGAGUUUUCAAGUUUCUUUAAAAAAUUUUACACAAUAGUAAAUAAAAUAGGGUCUUUUAACGAUACUUUUGUUAAUUGCAAAACAAAAACAGCUACUAGAAAUGUCUAAUGUUUCGUUUACGUUGUAUACAUAUUGAGCUGCAUUUUAAUGAUAUGUAAACAAAUACUAGGUGCCAUCCACAGAAAGAGGAAAAUAUAAUGUUACAUGGCUUUCCUUAACAUUUCUUGCAAUGAUGGUAAAACAAAGGUUUUGUCUUGCGUUAUAAUUAUUAUUGCACUGAAAAUUAGAAACUUGGUCUAACUAUAGAUGGAGCUCUCUAAAUCUGAGAGAGCUUCUUACUGAUGAAUAUUCUUUUUAGCGUUUGCAGAUAUGGAUGUUUAUAAAUAGUAUAUUAAAAGAAGUACAGUUCUGUUCCACCUAUGUGCAGUUGCCAGCUCCCAAUCUAGAACUGGUGUCCUACCUAAAAAUGGCACCAGUCAACACAAAAUUACUGCACCCAUAGUUUGAACCAUUGACAUCAGUGAUUAUGGGAAGAACUGAUGCAAGAAAUUCACCAAUGAUUGACAGAUUCAGCCCACAGGUUCUGUUUGCUAUGAUUUUCUUUUCAUGUAAAUAAACCCAACCUUGUCAUAUCUUCCACACUUUGGGCAAGUCAAAUUAGGAUUACUCCCUCCAUUACCCAGUCAAGUUGCUUCCAUGUCUGUCUUAACAUUAAUUUAACAUUUUGGAUAUAUGAAAUUUUGUCAGGUUAUUGAGAAAAGUGUGUUUCGACCCUUGAGCGCUAAAAUCCAAUCAGUUUAUCCUUCAGUUCAGGUGCCAAAAUUGAAGAAAUCGCCUCAAAAUUUUUAAGAGCUAUCAAUAUUGAAACAAUACAGUGAACUGAUGGAUGAAAGCCAUAGAAACAUGCUGUCUCCAGCACUAGAGUUUUGGUUUUUCUCAUGCAGUGUAUUUGUACAUAAUACCAGAUAAAAGCUUUUACUUCAGAUGUACCUCUUUGAUAUUACCUUAAGUGAAACUUUCAUCAACACAAAGGGACAUUUUUCCAUUGGACAUGUGGAAAUAUUUUGCCUUUUGUAGGCCACCUUUGUAUUGGCUCAGUCACACUAGAGUAAAGAUAGAUUAACAACCUCUGUGCAGCUAGGAAAAUUUGGUGGGUGCCUGGUAAGUGCUUUGAAGGGGUUUUUUUUGUCAGAGGCUGAUUGUAAGUAGUCACGAAACUUGAGCGUGCAAUACCCUCGACCAUAUUAUCACAGAUCUAAUAUACUUGCCAACUUCACACCAUUCAACGGACUGACUCCAUCUUAUUGUUAUUUUGUUUCCGUCUUUACUCACUAAGGUUGGUUCAAGUACAGAAACCUAAUGCAAAUGGUUGCAGAUUAGUUGCCCAUCCCUGAAGCAACCAUUUCAAAGACAAUAAAAUUCCAGUGAAGUUCAUUUCACAAGUUUGUGUCACACAGUCUUAAUAAUUUUGGUGUUGUUACAAUGUCCAGCUAUUGAUUUACCUACUGAGACUGCAGCAUAAAUAAGAAUCUUUAUAACUUGCCUCGUUAAAUGAAGCAUCAUCUUGUGGUACAAAAUGGUAUUACACAAGUAUAGCCUAGCCUUGUGUCAAAUUUUGUUGAUAUUUUUUCAGCACAAUACUUUUUUUUUUUUUUUUACAUUUUUUUAAUACAUGAUGCAUUAUAUACAUGAAAUUUACAAAAAGUACACUGCAAUUCUCUAAGCCAUAAUAUCACUGAUAUAUGAAAUUUUAUAGAUCUACCCAAAUCUUAUUGUAGAUUUUUGAAUUUGCACAAAUAUAAGUUUAAAUAAAAGCACAUUUCUAUCUAGUUUUUAGGCAACUGCUACUUCCAGACAUGGACGUUAUUUUCAUUUGGUUUUCAGUGCCUUAUAUGGCAUCCACACUCCUAGUAAUACAGGUGUAUGAACUCUGGAAAGUUACUCUGUUUCACCCCAAAAGCCUCCAAAAAUAUUUAAACCAAAACAAAAAAAGCAAAGAGACGUUUUUAGCACAGAAAGAUUUUCUGAACAUCGCAGAUUUAUAGUACUUAAAAGAAUGCAAAAGUUUCUAAGGGUGGAUUUUUCCUUGGAGACCAUUUGGCUCUCUGUAUCCUGCAUGUCGCAUAGAGAAUAUGAGGCCAUAUUUGCAUAGGAUCUGAAAUAUGAAUCUAAUAAAAAUAUAUUAGUUUGUUAUUUGUAGGCUAUGCUGUUGCCAAAAGACUUAAUACUCAAAGUCAAUGCACAAAACUAUGAAAGCAAUCAUAUUUACAUAUAAACACACACACAAAUACACACAAUAAUAAGCACAUAGACUGAAUGCUCUUUCUCUGCUGCUGCCCGUGGUUGGUUGUAGUAGCAUGUCUUUGUUAUAGAUGAAAACAGUAUUCUUUUUCCUGUUUUUGUGUUUGAAAUCUUUACAUACAGUAGAUCUCUAUUUAUAGAGCGCAAACUAAGUGUCUUGGAAGAUAGUCUCUAAUUCUAGUUCAGUUUUUUUUUUCUUUUUGGACAGACUGUCGUUGAGUAAAGAUUGUUUAAUGUUCGAUCUAUAAAUUAUGGUUAAUUAAAAAAAACAGUAUUUAUUUAUGUAAUCAUUCUAUAUGCUCUCUUGAAAGAUGAGGAUGGAUCAAUAAAAUGUUGGUCAUUUCGAUGAAAGUGUUUUUUGUGGUCUGUUCUGUGGAAAUUAGUCCAUAUGGA